Molecule: messenger RNA, 4016 nt
Organism: Tigriopus californicus
Lineage: Eukaryota; Metazoa; Arthropoda; Copepoda; Harpacticoida; Harpacticidae
Gene: alpha-Man-IIa
Product: alpha-mannosidase 2-like
Exons: 13
Coding region: 431-3898 (1155 amino acids)
Biological process (GO): protein deglycosylation; N-glycan processing; mannose metabolic process
Cellular component (GO): Golgi membrane
Molecular function (GO): carbohydrate binding; alpha-mannosidase activity
Source: RefSeq, a predicted model, not a curated record
UCACAGUUGGCUAGUCACUGUUUCUGCCUGACCGGGUUUCAAGUUGGACAUCGCUAAACAAUUUGAGACAAAUACCGAAUACGAAUCCAACUCGCAAUUCAUCCUAAGCGCCAGCUUUGACACCAUUUCUGUCUUUGCGUACGGAAAUGUUUUCUAUGCUCUUCUGACACACACCCUACUGAACUAAAGGACCACUACCUACUAUGUACAGUAUACUACAUACUCUUUAGAGAAGAGAAAGAGAGAGAAAGAGCUGUGAGGCAAGAGGCAUAGAGCGAUUUCUCAAAAUUGACUCAGCAACCUUCUUGUGCGCCUCCUAGCCAGAUUGCUGUAGUCUUUUGUGUAUUACCUGCCAACAAAACACGGCAGAGGAGCCCAUCGGAGGAUGAGCCGUGGAUUGUGAUCGUGUGCGGAUAAUCUGGACUCCAAGAUGCGGAUCCGGCGAACCAAUGCUCUGUUGGGAGCUCUCUUGGUCAUUGGGCUCACUUUCAUGAUGUACUUGGUGAUGGAUACCAUCAACCUUCAAUUGGAUGAUGUGGAACUGCAGAAGCUGGAAUUGGGUUCUUUGGAGGGCAAGUUGAAGAGCUUAGAGAAUGAUCUGCUCUUCAACCAGAAGACCAUCCAUCAAAUCAAGGAGACUGUCAAAGAGAUCCGGCAAGAGCAAUCUCAGAUUCGAGAGCAAGCCAAGACCAUUCGUUCCAAAGGCCAGUCCGCAGUGAAUAAGACGUUUGCAUCCAUAUUCAAGGCCGACUACGAGUUCGCCCAAAACCAGCCCAAUACGUGCGAUAUUCGCAUGGCUGAUGUCUACCAGGAAUUGACCUUUGACAAUCCAGAUGGCGGGGUUUGGAAACAGGGUUGGGACAUCCAGUAUGAUCCUAUUGGGGCUCGAGAUCCGGCACAAAAGCUGCAGGUGAUCAUUAUGCCACACUCUCAUAAUGAUCCCGGAUGGAUCAAGACCUUUGAAAAGUAUUACUUGGACCAGACCAAGCAUAUCUUUGAUAACAUGGUGCCCAAGUUAUUGGCCAAUCCGAAACGGAAGUUCAUCUGGGCCGAGAUCUCGUAUUUGUCCAUGUGGUGGCCCAGUCAGACAUCGGAAACGCGGAAUAACUUCAAAAAGCUACUUAACAACGGGCAACUCGAAAUCGUCACGGGUGGGUGGGUCAUGAAUGAUGAGGCCAACACCCACUACACCGCCAUCAUUGAACAACUCAUCACCGGUCACGAGUGGCUUAAACUGAACUUGGAUGGAUACAAACCCAACAAUGGAUGGGCUAUUGACCCCUUUGGAUAUACACCGACCAUGGCCUACUUGUUGAAGAGGAUUGGCUUCGACGGCAUGCUCAUCCAAAGGACUCAUUAUUCCGUGAAAAAGCACUUUGCUCACAGUCAAGAUUUGGAGUUCAUGUGGAGACAACAUUGGGAUCACGAAGACACCACCGAUAUGAUGACCCACAUGAUGCCGUUCUACAGUUACGAUAUUCCCCAUACUUGCGGCCCGGACCCCAAGAUUUGCUGUCAAUUCGACUUUGACCGACUCCCCGGAGGAAUUGCGGGCUGUCCAUGGAGAAUCCCACCCAAACCAAUCACCGACGCCAACGUGGCAGAGAGAUCGCGAACAUUGUUGGACCAAUAUCGGAAGAAGGCCUCGCUUUACAAGAGCAACGUGGUUCUCAUUCCUUUGGGCGACGAUUUCCGAUAUGACACGGCUCGAGAAUGGGAUCGGCAAUUCGAAAACUACGAAAAGAUCAUUGACUACAUCAAUCAAACGCCCGAGCUUAAUGCUGAGGUACAAUUCGGCACCCUGGAAGAUUAUUUUAGUGCCUUGAGAGACGCCUCCAAGGCCAAAACCGGCACUGAAACGGGCUUGCUCAAAUCUCUCUCGGGUGAUUUCUUUACCUACGCCGACCGAGAUGAUCAUUAUUGGUCGGGAUAUUUCACGUCCAGACCUUUUUACAAGAACUUGGACCGAGUCUUGGCUGGAUGGUUGAGGUCUGCGGAAAUCCUGUAUUCCAUCAUGUGGGCAGAGAUGGAGUACGUGGGUUCGGAUGUGAUGGCCGUGGCUGAGCCGUUAAUGGAGAAUCUCAUGAUUGGCCGUCAAAGUUUGGCCUUGUUUCAACAUCACGAUGGAAUCACGGGCACGGCCAAAAACCACGUGGUCGACGAUUAUGGCGCAAGGAUGUUGCAAAGCAUUCAAGGAUUGCAAGAGGUCAUUGCUGGGGCCGCUCACUAUCUCCUGACUCCCUCAAAAUCGUUCUACAAGGCUCCCGACAAAGAUUCGAUCUUCUUUGAUCUGGACGAGAAUAGAGCCAGCCAUUCUUCGGAAGCAACUCCGAGCAUCCUGCAAAUUGGAAGCCAGCAGGAAAAGUCCAAAGUGGUGAUUUUCAACUCACACGCCCGGCGAAGGAGCGAAAUUGUGUCCAUCAGAGUAUCUUUACCCAAUAUAAGAGUCUAUAAAGUGACCAACAUUGAGGGUGAGGACGAGGAAGAACCGAUUCCUUGUCAACUCUCGCCGGUAUUUGACGAUCAAGGUCAAAUCUUGAACUCUGAAUACCAACUGACCUUCUUGGCCCAAGUCAAAGGUCUCGGUCUUCAUAGCUACUAUAUUCAGCAGCUUCGACAAGAGGAUGGGAGAAACACCGACAUGGAUGUGGCCACCAUUCGUAUCCAUAACUCGGCCAAACACCCAUUCCAAGUGGCUCCGUUUUCGGAGGUAUCCGUCCUUCAACAAGGAGAGCCUUUUGACCUUCAGAACGGCUACGUCCAGGCCCACUUUGAUGCUAAUGGCAUCUUGCAAGCUUGGACCAAUUUAGACGAGAAGCAAAAGUCCGAGAUGAAGCUGGACUUUAUCAUUUACGGCACGAGAAAAAGUGGGGACAAGUCCGGAGCCUAUCUCUUCUUACCCGACGGACCAUCCAAGGUCAUGAAAGUGGAAAGUCCGGUGGUUAGGGUGAUCCAAGGGAAGAUUCUGUCCUACGUGGAGGUGUUCUUGCCCUUUUGUCGUCAUAUCGUGGCCUUGAAGUCGUCGCCAGGCGAGGAUGGAACGGGUCUCCAGAUUGAGAACCAUGUGGAUAUUGCUCGGUACAACAACUUCGAGAUUGCCAUGCGUCUCUCGUCGGAUAUCAAAUCCGGCCAAGAGUUCUUGACCGAUUUGAAUGGGUUCCAAAUGAUGCGUCGUCAACGAAUGGACAAGAUCCCUCUUCAAGCGAAUUUCUAUCCAGUCGCUUCCAUGGCCUACAUUGAGGAUGAAACAAGCCGAAUGACCCUGAUUUCAGCCCAACCUUUGGGCGGUUCUUCAAUGGCCCCUGGUCAGAUCGAGAUCAUGUUGGACCGUCGUCUCAUGCAGGACGACAACCGAGGACUCUUCCAAGGCGUGACGGACAAUCACGUCACGCCCCACGUGUUCUAUCUUCUUUUAGAGAGGAAGCUUGGGAAUUGCCAGGAUGAGGCUAAAGAUCCUCAGGCUUCUUACCCGUCGCUUUUAGCCUCGCAGAUGCGGCAUACGUUACUGAAUCCCAUGAAACGCCUUUUGUGGGUCGGAAAGAACCAUGCGAUUGACGGCUUCUCCAAAUCAUACGAACCUCUAGAAAAAGACAUUCCCUGCGAUAUUCAUGUUGUGAAUCUGCGGACUAUGCAGAAGACGGCCAUCAAAACGGAACCGGGCGACGAAAGUGCCCUCAUAGUUCAUCGGCAAGGAUUCAAUGGGUGUUAUAAACCAGUGGGGAUGACUUGUUCAACAAACGGUGGAAAGAUCAGUUUGGAAGAACUGUUCCCAGAGUUGUACAGCUCGUCGGUGAAUCAAAUGUCCUUGUCACUUUUGUACGAUGGGUUGAAGGUGGAGAAGGGUUUCACGGUUUCCAUCAAGCCCAUGGAAAUAUAUUCCUUCCUCUUAAAGCGAUGAAAAAGUACUUUGCCAGAGAAUUAGCCCCAAAAGCACAAGGAACCAGCGUGAACGAUGGAUAAUUGUUAAUACAUGUUAAUUUUGUUAUACAAUACAGCUGUGAUAUUUUUCCCCACGA